AUGGAAGUCAGAUCUAAUAACCGACGGUUAAAUGAACCAAAACACCAUAGAAGAAAAGUAGUCUUUGUCGAUCCUGACGACCCUGAUGCUCCUCACUGGUGGCCGGCUUUAGUUGUUCCGCGAAAAGAAAUCGAAAUAUUUAAACAAAAAAUGGACAAUGACGUUCAGUAUCCAAGUGAUGGAGAAAGCCUAGUUUGCUAUUUCGAAGAUGGUUCUUAUUCUAUAGUACCGGAAAAAGAUCAAAAGCCAUUUGACCCAAAAAUCGAACCAUAUAUAACAUAUAUGGAAGGUCCAAAUUCUGAAGCCUUUCAAAGAGACAAAGCUGUUACUUUGGCAACGCUUUAUUUUGAAAAAGGUGUGGUACCUCCCGUGUUUAAGUGGAUUCGUAAUGAGGAUACCUCUGGUGCUAGUGUAAGCACUGGUGCCCCCGGUGCUAAUGGGAAUAAUUUGUCUGAUGGUCCUAAUACCGGGGACGAAGAUUCUACAACUAUUACGAAAAGACACGUACGAAAAGAAAGCGCUAACAAUGUCCUAGAUCAGGCGAAUGUCAAUAAGGAUGGUCCGGGUAAUGCAAAAAGGGAAAACAACAAUGGUAGCCAACGAAAAGAUAGCAUCUCCGUACCAAGCAAAAAAAUCCAAACCUCCAUAUCUUCGAUCACUACCACAAAUAAUAACAAAUUUUCCAUCAACACCAGUUCAAAUUUAACCAUAUCGACAAAUAAUUCAGCAUUAAUAACAUCUACCGAUAAACCGCAUCAAUCAUCGACGGUCGAACGUAUGGUACCCUCAUCACGGGCAAAACAGUGCUUUCAAUGUGGUGAAAAAACUACCAAUCGUACCAACACUAUUAAUAACUCGGAUCAACAACAGUCUUCUAGUAAACUAUUAUGUGGCGACUGUGGUGACUUGUUGAAUUCAUUUUUAUUUCCUUCCAAGAAUAUAAAUUGCCAAAAUUUUUGCGUGGACAAAAAUACUAUAACUAGUAACAGAAUUAAUCAACACACUACUACUAUCUUUACGGAGAAAGAAUAUAACAUUCAAAAGUGUAUUAAAAGUGGAAACAAAGAUAACGAAGCCUUACAAAUGGCAAUAUUUGAGAAUGAAUAUUAUUGGAAUCAUUAUUUAGAAAAAAAACGUAAGUCACCUGCUAGAUUAUGGGGAAACAUAAAUAAUCCGGAGGGUAAAGUUGAAGUGUUAGAUGGUCUAAUACCAUUAAAUAAACGAGCUAGAUGGUUGAAUCGAUCGAAUGGUAUGUAG
This is a messenger RNA of Cetraspora pellucida, 1257 nucleotides long. The record is from the annotation of a GenBank genome assembly. NCBI's taxonomy places the organism in Eukaryota, Fungi, Glomeromycota, Glomeromycetes, Diversisporales, Gigasporaceae.